AUGGAGCCCGUCAAAGUUCACCCAGUGCUGAGUAUCCUAGUAAGCAAGUACAAAUAUUUCCAUGAAAAUUUAUCGAACAAAACACAUGUAUUAUUACUUCCUGAGGCCAAAACGCUGCUAAACAUCAACAUAGAUAUUGAUUUUAUGAAAAAACAUAUAUGCUGUAAAAGUCACUUAAAAAAUGUGUAUAUAAAUUUACUUGGCCAGUCCAUCGAAAUUGAUGCAAAAUAUGUAUGCACGGGGUAUGGUUUUCAAGAAAGUAGAAUAUGCAAAAUUGUGAAAAUUGAAACUAAUGCUAAUUAUAGGUUAUUAAAAAUAAUUUCCAUUAACAUCCCACUAGAAGGGGGAUAUCAAGAAGGCGCCGAACCUGUGAGUUAUAUUCAUGAUGCUGAAUUGGAUGUCCAGUUUAAUGAUUUAUCAGAUGGAGAAUUAAAUGUACUAAAUGAUAAAAACAAAUUAUUCAUAUUUUUUAACAAAAAUGUAAACUGCCAUGAAUUUCUGCACAAUCAGCUUUUGCAAUUUACUCGUUCACAUAUCAUUGUCAAGGGGUUCGAAAAUUGUAUAGGGAAAAAAAUUAUUAGUAUAGUGAAGGAUACAAUGAAAUUACAAAAUAACACUGAUGAGAAUAUUUUAAAAAAUGACAUAAAAAUGCCACUAGUUAAGCAUGUCUACUCCUGCCUUUAUAGCAUAAUAUGGAAACAAUUAGUUAUGAAUUAUGAAAAAAUAGAAAAUAAAACUCAGGAAAAAAUGAUUAACCUGAAACAAGAUAUUAAGGGAUUUUUAAAAAAAAUAAACCUAGGGAAUAUUAGCUUGUUCCACGUAGAAACGGUUUCUUUCUAUGUUAAGCAGAUUGAAAAGUGCACGAAUCCAAUUGACAAAAUACACAUCCUUGAUAAUACAAGCAAAAUAAUAUGCGAAAUAAUUACAUGCACAAAUCAGGAUUUGAAAAAACAAAAUUUAGCAAUAUACGAUAUUAACAGUGAUAGCUUAAUUGCAAUUUUGGUAGCUGCAAUUUCGUAUGGAGAAGUAAAAAACAUAAUUAGUCACUCCAUUCAUUUGCAUAUGUAUAUAGAUAAUUUAAAAUCCUCUGAAAAAAUAGAUAAGUUGUCAUUUGUUUUUACCAUAUUUCAUUCGUCCAUUAUUUACCUGUGUGAUAUGAAAGAGAUGUAA
Plasmodium gonderi is the source of this 1170-nucleotide messenger RNA. RefSeq lists its product as hypothetical. The record is from RefSeq and is a predicted model, not a curated record. NCBI's taxonomy places the organism in Eukaryota, Apicomplexa, Aconoidasida, Haemosporida, Plasmodiidae. The transcript has 2 exons. Bases 1 to 1170 code for a protein of 389 amino acids.